AUGAGAUUGACGGCCGAGAUCAUUCAGGGUUCCCUCUCAUACAUCAACCCGCUCGGCGAGCGCGAGCUGGACCUCAGAGGUCGUCAAUUCACCCACAUCGAGAACAUGGGCGCCGCGUCCGCCGACAUCGAGUGCAUCGACUUCACCGACAACCACAUCCAGGUGCUGGGCAACCUGCCACAGCGCCUGCGCGUGACGACGGUGCUGCUGGCCCGCAACCGCCUGUCGCAGAUCCAGCCGGGCAUCGCGCGCGCCAUCCCGUCACUGACGACGCUCAGCCUCGCCGAUAACAACGUCCGCGAGCUCGCCGACCUCGACCCGCUCGGCGGCUUCUCCAGGCUCAUCCAGCUGAACCUGACCAACAACCCGGUCUGCACCAAGGAGAACUACCGCUACUACCUCAUCUUCCGCAUCCCGUCGCUCCGCUUCCUCGACUUCCAGCGCGUCAGGGACUCUGAGCGCCAGAAGGCCAAGGAGCUUUUCGGCACCCCCGACGAGCCGACCGAGCUCGCCAAGCAGCUCAUGCGCCAGCGCGGAACCGCCGUUCCCGACGCCUCAGCUGGUGCUAACGACGUUGCUGCCGGCAUGGCUCACGUCAAGCUGACUGACGCCGAGCGCGCCAGCAUCGAGGAGCAGAUCAAGACGGCCAAUACCCUCGAUGAUAUCACCCGUCUCGAGAAGCUACUGAACGAGGGCAAGAUCCCUGUUCAGUGA
Messenger RNA from Lasiodiplodia theobromae, 714 nucleotides. RefSeq names its product Small nuclear ribonucleoprotein a. Lineage: Eukaryota; Fungi; Ascomycota; Dothideomycetes; Botryosphaeriales; Botryosphaeriaceae. Gene Ontology annotation, molecular function: U2 snRNA binding; protein binding. The transcript is spliced from 3 exons. The coding region runs from base 1 to 714 and encodes 237 amino acids. The record is from RefSeq and is a predicted model, not a curated record. Gene Ontology annotation, cellular component: U2 snRNP. Gene Ontology annotation, biological process: mRNA splicing, via spliceosome.